Molecule: messenger RNA, 8428 nt
Organism: Amphiprion ocellaris (clown anemonefish)
Lineage: Eukaryota; Metazoa; Chordata; Actinopteri; Pomacentridae
Product: DENN domain-containing protein 4B
Exons: 29
Coding region: 16-4746 (1576 amino acids)
Biological process (GO): regulation of Rab protein signal transduction
Cellular component (GO): cytoplasmic vesicle
Molecular function (GO): protein binding
Source: RefSeq, a predicted model, not a curated record
UAAACUCCGGUUGGCAUGUUGGUUUCUGUGGUUGUUAUGCAACCGUGUGAUUCUUGUUGCACAAAAUCUGACUGUAAAUAUGGCCUGACAGCGUUUUACUUUACUGCUGAUAGAGGACAGAGGAGAUACCUGCUGCUUUGGACUGAUGAAAAACAAAGACUCUCAUUACAGAACAGCUGUGGAGGACCGACAGGAGGCAUGACAGAGGAGAAAUGUCCCCAGCUGGUGGACUACUUUGUAGUGGCAGGUCUCGACCCUGCGGGACCCUGGAGGCCCCUGGACGAGGAUGGCAAGACCUCCACCACCUCCUCGACAUCCUCCUCCUCGUCUUCGAGCCGGGCAGUGGAGCCAGUGACGGACCUCGUGGUGAUCGCCCGGGGACUCGGGGAGGAGGUGCCGGAAGGCUUCACCUGCAUCGAGAAGACACUGGGUGGACACUCGGCCGAGCUGAGCGCUGGCCUUAUCAACAACCCACACCUGUUCUUGUGCUACCGCCGAGGACGGGACAAACCGCCCAUACUGGACCUGGGUGUUCUGUAUGAGGGGAAGGAGCAGCUAAAGCAGGGCUGGUACGUCAUCGAGACCACUCCCUACAGCCGCUCGGCCAGCCUGAGCUCUGGCGGUGCUCCGACGGCCCACCGGGUGUUCCUGACGUACCGACGAGCUCUGGACUCACAGGGCCUCCACACGCUGGGCGUCACCGACAUCGCCCUACUGCUGCCCAGCAAGGGGGAGGUGGCGCCGCACACCUUCUGCAGGGUCGAUAAGAACCUCAACACUGGCAUGUGGGGUCCAGGUCUGUAUGUGUGUUACAAGAGAGCCGUGGCCAAAGCCAACGCCCUGGUGUACGAAGCCAGUCUGAUCAGCCGCUACCCAGAGGACGACCUGGAGGCCUUCCCUCUGCCCGAGUCGGUGCCCGUCUUCUGCCUGCCGAUGGGCGUCACCGUGGAGAGCUGGCCUCUGAACACCAAGUACCAGCUGCCCGUCUUCUCCACCUUUGUCCUCACCACUGCCUCCGGGGACAAGGUGUACGGAGCUGCCAUCCAGUUCUACGAGUCGUUCUCCAGGGAGCUGCUGUCGGAGCGGCAGAGCGUCCGGCUCGGUCUGCUCAGCGUGGUCGACCGGCGGCCGAUAACCAGCCGCAGCCUGCAGGUGAAGAAGAGCAUCUGCGUCCUCUCACACUGGCCCUUCUUCACCGUCUUCCAGAAGUUCCUCACCUUCGUCUACAGAUACUCCAUCUCCGGGCCCCACGUCCUGCCAAUAGAGAAGCACAUCUCCAGCUUCAUGCACAACGUCCCGUUUCCAUCACCACAGCGUCCUCGAAUCCUCGUUCAGCUCUCUCCGUACGACAACCUGCUGCUCUGCCAGCCGGUCUCCUCUCCACUCCCACUCAGCGGUGCGAGCUUUUUGAAGCUGCUGCAGAACCUCGGUCCGGAGAACGCCUGCACGCUGCUGCUCACCGUCCUCACCGAACAAAAGCUGCUGCUGCACUCACUGCGACCUGACGUCCUCACAUCUGUCAGCGAAGCCCUCGUCUCUAUGAGCUUCCCCCUGCUCUGGUCCUGCCCCUACAUCCCGCUGUGUCCGCUGCAGAUGGCCGACGUGCUGCUGGCGCCGGUGCCCUUCAUCGUGGGCGUCCACUCCAGCUACUUCGACCUGUAUGACCCACCCACCGACGUGGUGUGUGUUGACCUCGACACCAACACCAUCUUCCAGUCGGAGGAUAAAAAGCCGUUGUCAUGGCGAUCGUUACCCAGGAAGCACGGCAAGACUCUGUUCAACACCCUCACCAACCUCCACAAGACGCUGGAGAAGAUUUGCACUCCCGGCCAGGAGGAGGCGACACUGGAGUUCCUGCUGACUGACUACGAUCAGAUCUACCGGCGUCAGAAGCAGCUGGAGCUGGAGAUCCAGGAGGCCUUUCUGCGCUUCAUGAGCUGCCUGCUGAGAGGAUACCGAACCUUCCUGCUGCCCAUCACGCAGGCGCCAUCCGACACCGCCACCGACUGCAGCUCGCUCUUCAACCUGCAGGGUUUCCUAAAGUCUCGCGAUCGAACGCAGCAGAAGUUCUACACUCAGCUGACGAGGACUCAGAUGUUCACUCAGUUCAUCCAGGAGUGCUCCUUCGUCAGCGACCGCCACGCCUGCCUCGAGUUCUUCGACGAGUGCGUCCAGAAGGUGGACGUGGAGAAGCCGGAGGAGGUGAGGCUGGUCGACCUGGACGAGACUCACAGCGGAGAACACACCGUGUUCAUCAUGCCUCCUGAAGAACCGCAGGAACCUGACGGGUCCGAGUGUCCCGCCCUCUACAGUUAUGAAACCUUCCCCACCCUGAAACCAGAGCUCUUCGACCAACCCCAGGACCAGCUCCGAGUCCCGACCAAAGGCAGCGCCCCCAGCAGCCCCGCUCCCCGGCGCACCAAACAGGAGAUCAAACUGGCCCAGAAGCGAGCUCAGAAGUACUCAGCGGUACCGGACAUGUGGUCCAAGUGUCUGCUGGGUCACUGCUAUGGCCUCUGGUUCAUCUACCUGCCCACCUUCGUCCGGGCGGAGACCGCCAAAGUGCGAGCCCUGCACACGGCCUACGACGUUCUCAAACACAUGGAGAACCGGAAGGUGGUGCUGCCGGACGAGGUGUGUUACCGCAUUCUGAUGCAGCUGUGUGGUCAGUACGGUCAGCCGGUUCUUGCCGUUCGAGUCCUGCUGGAGAUGAAGAAGGCUGGAAUAACGCCCAACACCAUCACCUACGGAUACUACAACAAGGCAGUGCUGGAGAGCAAGUGGCCGUCCACCAACCAGGGUGGACGUCUCCGCUGGGCCAAGCUGAGGAAUGUCCUAUUAGCUGUGGCCCAGUUCAGGCAGCCAAUCAAACGGCGGCAGAAGAGCGGCUCCGUGGGGUCGCGAGGAGAAGCCAUGAUGGACCCUGAUCAGAGGCCCCGCCCCCACUCAACUCUGAUUCGUCAGUCCAGCUGGAGCGGUCUGAGUGAAAGCUCCAGUCACGAAUCUCUGACCGGACCGUUGGUAAAGAGCAACAGUCUGAACAGCAUGAAGACGCCGAAUGACAAGGUCAAACUCUGUCAGAAGACCAUCCUCCGUAAUGCAGGGACCAAUGGCUGUGGGGACGCCGUCUCCCGUAAACCUCCUUUGGGUCGGCGAGACACCUCCACACCUCCUCCAGCGCCUCCCGGUGGAGUUCUGGUCCGGCGGAGUGAGGUUUGCCUCUCCAACUUCUACAAAGAGUGUGCAGAAUCAGCGGACUCUGAGCUGGACUGCAGCUGUCGGCCUGCAGAGAGGGACGGCAGACCUGCAGCGACGCGAGACUCAGCCGGCAGGAACAAAGGCGUAGACGAGAACUACAACAACGUGUCGUCCCCGAGUCGAGGAGGGUUGGCUGGGAAGCUACAGCAGCUCCUCACGCCGACCAGACACCGAGUGUCAGUGCGAAGAGCCGCCAGUGUGGACGACCGGCGGCCAGGAGGAGGAGGAGGAGGAGGAGGAGGAAUCGGACGAAGAGUGUCGGAGCAGAGGCAGUCCAGAAAAGCUCAAGUGGCUGAAACUCUGCUGAAAGCCAAGGAGAGGCUGGUCAGCGCUACCUCAGAGAGCUCACUGUCUGUAGGAAGCGACCUGGACCUGACGGACACGCCCAGUCCAGCCUAUCCUCUGCGCAGGUCCUGGGAUGCCAACCAGGAGGGGGCUGGGAUGGAGGUGUUGAUGUCCAGCUGCUCUCUGUGUCGCAGCUGCAACUCGCUGGUUUACGACGAGGAGAUUAUGGCCGGCUGGACGUCAGACGACUCCAACCUGAACUCGUCCUGCCCGUUCUGCUGCGCAUCCUUCGUGCCCUUCCUGAACGCUGAGAUCUGCGACCUCGGACCCGUCAGCAGCGCUGAACGCAGUAACUGGAACCUGGAGGAUGAGGUGGAAAGCGCUGUCCGGCCCCCCAGCGUUCAUGACGCCUCCCCUCGACCACAAUGCAACGGCCUGAGUGAGGACUCCAGCUCCGAGACCAGCAGCUACUCCGAGAACAGCAGAACCACCACGGGUUCUUCGGUGGGCGGGGCUCCUCAGGUGACGGUGGCCUACCUGAGCCCUCUGGUCCUGAGGAAGGAGCUGGAGAGUCUGCUGGAGAACGAGGGCGAAUCGGUGCUGGCCCAGCCUCAGUUCCUGGACAGCCACUCCAUCAUCUUCUGGAACUUGGUGUGGUACUUCCAGCGCCUUGGCCUCCCCAGCAACCUGCUGCAGCUGGUCCGAGCAUCGCCACUGGUCAGCCAGUUCAUGCAGUCGGAGAACUCAGCAGUGAGGGUCCGACUCCUGUGGGACACUCUUACCCCCGACACUGACCAGUGGCCUCCGCUCUACGUCCUCUGGAGGAUCCACAGUGGCGUCCCGAUGAGGAACUACAGCUGGCGGCGACACAACCACCCGUUCACCCUGUCCUUCCUGGAGGAGGUGCUGCGGUGGGUCGGCAUGAACGAGGUGCACAAGGCCGUCACGCUCUUCCUGGACACGCUGGCCAAACAGCAGGGAUCCCCGAGGAUCCAGAGGAGUCUGUACAGAGAGUUCCUCUUCCUCACUCUGGCAGCUAUGGGCAAAGAUCACGUCGCUGCGUUCGAUAAGAAGUACAAGGCAGCGUACUCCCGGCUCAGCGGCACUCUGGGUCGAGAGGAGCUCCGGAAGAAGCGAGCCCAGCCUCCGAGCCCCAAAGCCGUCGACUGCAGACGCAGCUUCCACCCGCCUCUCGAAUGCUGAAGAAGCUAAAACCUCCCUGCAGUGUUCGAUCCCUGCUGCCUUUGCCUGCUCGUGUUCUUCACCUCUCUGCUGCCUCCUGGUGGAUGUCGGGGCAAUGUGCCCCCUCCUGCCCUCUGUACCUCUGUUCGCCUUGUCGGUGUGAAUCCAGCUGCUCCACGCCUCCAUUAAAGACCCUGAAAGUCGAUCCGGCAGCAGCAGACGGAGCUACAAACUCGACUGAAAUGCACCUUUCUAAACUGAGCUGUGAUCUGUGCAGGAAACGGUUAGAAGCUGCAUGUCUAGAAGGGUCCGUUUUUGUUUUAAAUACACAACACGAUGAUAAUCUGUCGACCUGCAGGAGCUUGAGGGAACGUUUUAACCACAGAAUCGCAGGAUUCACCACUUUCAGUUUGAUUAUGGAGGACAUUUAGGAUUUUAUGAGGACAAAGGUGAAGUAAGGAUUAAAAAAAAAGUCUCCGUCUGUUUGUCUGGCUGUAAGGAUGAUCCAGGCAGCGAUGGUCAGGUUUUCAAAGGAAAUAAGGUCAGUAACCAGCAUCCAUCUGUAAACACACAGGAAGCAGAAGCCUUCACACUCCAGAAAUCUUCUACAAAAUCAAUCCCACUGCUGAGUGUGAAGCUGAAGUUAAAAAUCCAUUGGAGGAAACAAACACAAGGACCUGUCGGAAAGUUUGGAUCUUCCAGAAGCUGUUGGGUUGUUUUAAAUUGAAGCUGCAGCACAGUUUUAACUCUUUCUGAUGUGAUCAAAGCGGCCAAGAACUGAAGAAUUCGCUCAGAUCAUCCUCAUCACUGGCUCUCAAAGAUUCAAGUUUAGCAAAACAGGAAAGGUUGGCUGUUUUUUUUUUAGCAUUUAGGCUUUUGGAAUGAAGCGGCGUCUUGUUGGAAGCUCAUACUGGUUUGUCUCAGAGUUGUUUUCAGUCCUCUAAACAUCAUAAAUUCUUUUAUAUGCAUCAUAUCUACAACCCAGAAGAAACACUGAUUACAGACUCCUGAAACAAAUUUCCGAUUCCAUUCCAAAAGGUUCUGAGCUUUUAGAGAGUUUGGAGGGUGAAAUAAUCUCUGUGGAAGGCGGAUUUUCAUUCUGGAGAAACAAAGACAUCUAAUAUUUCUUGCUCAUAAUCUUCCUAUGAGUCUUCAGAUUCUCUUAUCUAAAACCACCAACACAAAGCGCUGCUUCUUUAAAAUCCACGUUAAAUCCCUCAAAAGAUGUUUUAAAAUAAGAUAAAAAGACGCCUGGUUUACAGCUAACGAAACCAGAAGUCCAUGAAGCUCUCGAGGCAACUUGAAGCCAAAUUGAACUUUGUUUUGAGCAGCUUUCUUGGAAAAUUGUGCUUCCUAUAUAAAUUUAAACAUUAUUUUGGGAGGGAGGAUGUUGGGGGCGAUGGAGGGGUUUAGCGUCACUUAACACAGGAUAAUUUUCAGUCUUCACUAUCCUAAGUUUAAAAUUUCUCACUGCUACCAUAAAAAGGUUUGUGGCAGCUGGAGAUGUGAUAACCUCAGAGUCAUGUAAUACCAGAAAAAUCUUCAUUUAAUUGUGUUAACGAAUCAGAUUAUUGCACUGGCUGUAACUUCUGUCUAAUACUGUAGAAUCUGUAUGAUAGCAAAGUGUAGACAGAGUUGUUGGUGGCCCAAAGAGUAGGUGCAAUAGUCAGAUUUUCUGUAAUCAGGUUAUUACAUUUUCAUGCCGCCACAUGGAGACCAGGUUUCUAUUUGGUAGUUUUUCCUGUUUUGUGAAGCUGAUUUAAAGGGAUUCAGUUUGAGAUGUGAAAGCUGAACUUUGGAGGGAUUUAUUUGCUUCAGUAUUUUGUGACGAUGCUGUAAAACCACAUCGUUUCCAGCUCCAAGUGUCUGGUUCAGGAUGAGCAAAAAACUGUCUGAUAAAUGUGUUAAAUAUUUUUGGAACUGACAUUGCUCAGUGGAUUUACUCAGAGCUUUCAGCUGCGUCUCAUGGUCUUCAUCUGUACUGCUUUUAUGGAGAAGACCGUGAGAUGCUUUUGAAAACUUUAUAAAAGGAUUUUGGAUUAGGAUUACUUUGGACCAGGUGAUUUCACUAGAUUUUUUUCACUUAUUAUCUUACUUACAGCCACAAAACCUCAGAUUUUAUGUGACAUUAUUAAGAUUUGUAGCUGGUUUCCUUCCACAUGCUGCACAAAUUUUAACCAAACUUAAAAAAAUAACAGUGAAAGAAAAUGUGAGUUAAAUCCACUGCAGAUGGCGCCAAUUCUCCAGUUGCUACUAUUAAACCACCACAGAAGAAGCCAUAUUUAAAUUUAAAUAUUUAAGAUCUUUUUUUUUGAAAAUGUUUAAAUCCUGAAUUUUCUUUUCAGUUUAUCGUAACAUAAACAGAAAUUUGACUUGUGUUUAUUCCUUAAUUCUGGUCAGAAUUUCCACAAAAUCAGUGCAGAGAAGACGUUUAUUAUUUAAUGAAACAUGUUUAUCAUCAUGAUCCAGAAUCAGACAUUCAGCUAAGUGGAGCGCCGUGGAGCAUGCUCAGUUUGUGACCCGAUCUGAUGCACGUUCACCUUCCUGUCUGCUUGUUUGUUUGUUUGUUUGUUUGUUUGUCUGCUAACAGUUUGCUCCAGGGCCCCUCGGCAGCAGCAGGAGAUUCAAAUCUGCUACUUUUAGUCAAGCUCAAUCACAGUCAGACUGAAUUUACAUUUGCAUAUCAACCAAACAAACUCUGGAAACAGAAAAAUAUCUUUCUUUUGUAAAUUAGAGCUGGAAGGUGAGCCGAUGCUAAUAAUUUAUUUUCAGAUCCAGCUCCUCGUUUGGGUCAAUUUGCUGCUUCAAAAAUAACAAUUUACUCAAAGAUGCUUAAGCCUUCUUCUCCAAAACACACAGUUAAAAAUCUGACAUUUUUUCUUCAGCUUCUGCUCAAAAAUGUCAUUUUGGUGUUUUUUUUUUUUUUGUUGUUGUUUUUUUUUAAGAUACCGUGUUUUUCAAAUCCACCGGUGGGUUUUGGGGUUAAACUCUAAGAAAAAAAACUAAAUAUUUCAGUGUGAAGCUCAUUUAAAAACUCUCUUCACUGUGCAGAAGAUAUUUGCAGGAUAUUUAAAAACACAAAAGUCACACAAAAGUGAUUUAAAUUUGACCACUUUUAUUCUUUGCGAUGCAAACUGGAAAAAGUGGUUUGAAGAAUGUUUGCAGAUUCUGUAAAUAUCAUCAGAGCUUUAAACAAUCUUAGAAAAGAAGCAGCUUCAUGCAAAGUUCUAAUCUUCUGCACAAAACUAGAUUUAAGCUGCUGCUUGGUUUCUCAUUAAAGGAGCAGUUUGACAUUUUCACAUCAGUUUGUGCUGCAGCCGAGCAGCCUGGAGCUAAACUGCUGUGUCUCUGCAAACGGCGACUCAAAGAGAACGUCUGCUGUCGGAGUUUGGUUUUCUGUGCUGAGGACUGAAGGGUCGGAGAGCGAAGGACGUUUCAGUGCAGCAGAUCUGACAGAUGAAACAUCCCAUUCUGUAUGUUCUGUUUCAAUGCACCGGACUGCCGCUGAGCUACAUUUAAGGGAAUUCAUUGACCUCCUUCGACUGUUUUAUUCAUCGAGUGUGAGCAGCCAGUGCAGACGGGACGAGUGUAUUUAAAACUGAUAAUUGUGUUUGCUGUUGUAAUUUAUAUCUGGCUGUGAUUUCAGUUGUAAAUGUUUGUUUUUUUUUAAGAAAAAACAGAAAUAAAAGAGCGUUGAGGCCAA